GUUCCCUCUCUGUGAUUGUCAGUCUGCCGGCUUUUCUGUCUGCGAGUCGGCAGUGAUUAAUUCCCUAUAAACGGCCACUUACAAAGGCCUUGGUCAUGCCUCCCCUCAUCCUGACACUGCUAGAACUUGCAGCACUUACCUAUGUGAGUGGUGGGGCCUUCUACGGACACAAGCCACACCCUCAGCAAUACCAACCAGCGCAACACCACCAACAACACAUGGGCAUGGGAAAAGAGGGCUUUCCACAGCAACAGUUCAUUGGCAAAGAGAUUCCUUAUAUGCAGUAUCCACAUUACAGGAAGGAGCUACCCCAGAUGCCCAUGUUCAAGGGCAAGGAAAAUGCUCGUAAGGGAGGCAGAUAUAAUGGUGGUCAAGACAAAGGUCAGACAAUCCCUAGUGGAGCUGAGGGAAUUCCUCAGGGACAGCCAGGUCCAGACGGGCCACCUGGACCAGAGGGACCCCAAGGACCUCCUGGACCUCCAGGAAAUGAACAACCAGGACCUGCUGGGCAACCCGGACCCGCUGGACCACCAGGAGUGCCUGGAAUUGGAAAACCAGGUUUACCAGGACUUCCAGGCAAGCCUGGAGGAAACAGUGAGCCAGGGCCACAAGGAGAAAUGGGUCCUAGGGGUGAGGAAGGGCCAUCUGGACAGCCAGGGCCUCAGGGUCCUCCAGGACCCCCUGGGUUACCAGGAAUAGGUAAACCAGGGGUACAGGGAUUACCUGGUCAGCCAGGGAUGAAAGGAGAGCCAGGUCACAAAGGAUUGCCAGGACUACCCGGACUACCUGGAUCCAAAGGAGAUAAAGGAAUGGGCCUGCCAGGCCAACCAGGUCACAAAGGUCUCCCAGGACCCCUGGGACCUGCUGGUCCAAGAGGACUGCCUGGUUCUGGGAAGCCUGGUCUGAAUGGGGCACCAGGCAUACAAGGCCCACCAGGAGAGAAAGGACAUCCUGGAGAGCAAGGACCAGCUGGGCUACCAGGUGAAGGAGGGCGACCUGGCCCGCCAGGACUGCCGGGUCAAGGAAAACCAGGUCAAAAUGGCCUGCCAGGACAGCCAGGUAUACCAGGACCAAAAGGACAUCCAGGACCACCAGGUUUGCCAGGAAAGCCAGGACUGCCUGGAUUUGGUAAACCAGGGCUCCCAGGCCCCAAGGGUGAUAAAGGUAUGGGUGGACCUCUUGGGUCACCAGGAGCAAAAGGAGAUAAAGGACAUGGAGGACUCUCUGGAAUGCCUGGACCCCCUGGUCCAAAUGGCCCACCAGGUACUUCAGGCCCCAUGGGACCCCCAGGAGGAUUAGGUGCCCCUGGUCCUAAAGGAGACUGUGGAGAAGGAGGACCUAAAGGGCUUGAUGGAGCCCAGGGAGAACCUGGUUUUCCUGGGAUAUCUGGUAAAGAUGGUCUUCCAGGAGAAAGAGGAGAACCAGGACCAAGAGGUCCCCCAGGACUGAAUGGUGCUAAAGGAGAUGAUGGCCAUAAAGGUCUACCUGGUACCCCUGGUCCUGCAGGACUUCCUGGGCCAAAAGGACAAGGUGGGUUACCUGGUGAAGUGGGACCUCAGGGGCCCAAAGGAAUCCCAGGAAUGGACGGUGCAGCUGGGCCAAUUGGUCUCCUUGGUCUUCCAGGACCAAAAGGAGAUAGUGGUCAACCUGGUUUACCAGGAAUUGCAGGUGAGGGGAGAAUAGGUAUUUCUGGUCCCAUAGGACCCCAAGGAACAGAGGGCCCACCUGGGUUACCAGGUCAGGCCGGCCCUCCUGGACCACCGGGUCCACCUGGAGUACCUGGCCUGUCACCUGACAUGGCUGGAGUACUCUCUCAGAUGGGCCCUGGACUAGAUGGUGUUAAGGCAGGUGGUUAUGGUAAAAAGGGCAAGUAUGAAGGCAAUGGGGCAGAAGUAAUGGGUGUCAGUGGGUUGGAAAUGCCAGCAUUUACAGCCAUAGCAACAACUCCCUUCCCACCUGUGGGUACUCCAGUUGUCUUUGACAAGACCUUAUACAAUGGUCGCCAAAACUACAACCCUCAAACAGGGAUUUUCACCUGUGACAUGCCAGGCAUUUAUUACUUUGCCUACCAUGUCCAUUGCAAAGGAGCUAAUGUGUGGGUGGCUUUGAUGAGGAAUGAUGAACCAGUCAUGUAUACAUAUGAUGAAUACAAAAAGGGUGUCCUAGACCAAGCAUCAGGGAGUGCAGUAUUACCUCUCCAACCUGGAGACACUGUUUAUAUUCAGCUACCCUCAGAUCAGGCCUCAGGACUUUAUGCUGGGCAGUACGUGCACUCCUCCUUUUCUGGGUAUUUGUUAUAUCCGAUGUAACACCAUUCAUUGUAGGGAGUCAGAGAAACUUCAGUGAGAAUAAAAUAGAUGCAUUUUUUAACAUAAAACAAGACCAUAAAUUAAUUUAGACUGGGCAGUCUUUUUAAUGUAAAAUGAAAAGGCAACAACAUAAAUCUGAGGAUAAGAAAGUAUUCCAAGAGAAAUAUUAAAGAUGGUGGUCUGGAUAUAGAGAAGCUAUCAUAUAAACCCUAGAAGAAGCUGUUUAAAUGAGAAAACAAAGAUGUAGUAUUUACAGGCCUUCAGACAAAAGAAUGGAGAAAAAGGCAAAGACCAGGCAAAGAUGGUACCAGUUGUAUUUUUAUACAAAGGAGAGAAAUUAAGUGCAAUUUCUUAUUAAGAAGAAAAUGAGCAAAGGAAUGGAAAAGAAGAUAGAACAAACUUUACAAUUCUAGUUACACUAUUGUAACAGUUUUUGUACAGCACCUCUUCAAAACGGGCAGCUACCCCAUGUGGUAAGAAUGUGAAAUGCAGUAGAAAACACAAAGACAUUCUGGUAACAAAUUUCUUUUUUUUUUUUUCAUGGGGAAAACCGUCUCCUAAUUGUUAACAAGCAUGUAGAUACUUUUUGAAAAAGCCAGCACAGAUCAGAUCAUGAAAAGAUUUGCAGUUUAGAGGUGAAAUGAAUUUCUGGUUUUAUAACAAAUGGUGGAGUUUUGUAAUUUUGUAAUUAGAUUAAUUGUAUACAAUCCUAUUCUGAUGUUCUCAAAAUUCAUCAGGCUUUCCAUUGGAUUACAUUGAAUAAAUAAAAUACAGCAAAAUACAGGUGAAAGUAAUCAUAUAUGCUUUCACUCCAUGUGUGAAGGCAGUAUAGGGGCAACUGGUGGUCAUUUGUGGGAGCACACAAAUAUUAGAUGGUUAUUUUAUGGGCAUGUUACCUUUUGAUGACUGACAAUUGCUCCCAUGAGUGAGAAUCAAAAAGAAAUAAGAAUGUAAUGUUGAUUUUAUGUUUUUGCAUAUACUGGAUGUAGUAGCUGUAAAAAUAAUUAUAUUUAUGUUUAAAAAAAAAAAGUUCAAACAAGUUCAUAAAUUUCCCUUCACCAAUGAAAACCACUUUUUUCACAACUUAUAACAACAUGGUAAAUAUGAGAAAUUAUAGAUCUGUAAACAUGUACAAUGCUGCAGUUAUAACAACAAUGUAUUCAAUCCUGCUGUGGUUAUGGAUUUGACUAGUUUAAUUUCAUACCAAACGAGAAUCUCUUCAGAAAUGCAGUUUUUAUAAUUUAUAGUUUUUUAUUAUUAUUAUUAUUCCAAAAAAACUGUUAAUAUACAUAAGAGUCAUUUGUGGAAAACUAAUAUUGGACUAUACAUUUGAAGUGAAACUUUUUAACAAUGACUUUGCAUUCAACAAUAAUUCAUGUGAUAUGUUUAGAAGUAAUAUAACUAAACAAGCUUCCACAAUAUCUUUGUUGUGCCUUAUUUAAUGUGCUGUUUCUUUGUGGUGAGGUUUGUGGAGAAAAUGCUUAAGUCUGCAUUACAGUUAAUGGAAAUUUCAGCAAUUCAUACCAACAACUGUGUCAAUAAUUUAUUAUUUUAUCUGCUGAUCACCUAUAUGCUAAAAAUGGACAUCAAGUAAAAGUGUUUUUAAAGGGAAAAGCGUAUUUACUUUUUUUUAACCAUGGUGCUAAUAUUUUCAGUGUAACCAGUGAAUGUAUGUCUUUAUGUUUAAUGUUUAUUGUUAUUGUCUGUUGUUGUUUUUCUUAAUAAAAAUUG
Molecule: messenger RNA, 4040 nt
Organism: Solea solea (common sole)
Lineage: Eukaryota; Metazoa; Chordata; Actinopteri; Pleuronectiformes; Soleidae
Gene: col8a1a
Product: collagen, type VIII, alpha 1a
Exons: 3
Coding region: 96-2309 (737 amino acids)
Molecular function (GO): protein binding
Source: RefSeq, a predicted model, not a curated record